Messenger RNA from Melanotaenia boesemani (Boeseman's rainbowfish), 1393 nucleotides. Its product is annotated as alpha-2-HS-glycoprotein-like. Gene Ontology annotation, biological process: negative regulation of endopeptidase activity. The coding region runs from base 71 to 1240 and encodes 389 amino acids. NCBI's taxonomy places the organism in Eukaryota, Metazoa, Chordata, Actinopteri, Atheriniformes, Melanotaeniidae. Gene Ontology annotation, molecular function: cysteine-type endopeptidase inhibitor activity. The transcript has 7 exons. The record is from RefSeq and is a predicted model, not a curated record. Gene Ontology annotation, cellular component: extracellular region; extracellular matrix; blood microparticle.
CCGGCUCUGCUUCCUCUUCAUACCGUUAUCUGCUCAACUGCUCUGGAAACGUGUUUCAUCUCACGCUGAAAUGAAUCUCCUCGGCGUUACUGCGCUUCUGGGAUUAUUGGUUGGGAUCUGGGCUCAGGUCAAUGUGCUGCGACCUCCCUGCGACUCCCCUGAGGCAGAAGAGGCUGCCAUGGUGGCUCAGGAUUACCUUAAUGCCCAGCACACUCAUUUCUACAAGUAUGCACUGAACAGGAUUGAAGACAUCAAAGUCCUUAAAACGCUCAACGGAGACGACACAUUUGUCGUGGAAGUUGACUUGCUGGAGACAGACUGCCACGUGUUGGACCCCACUCCUGUUGCCAACUGCACAGUCAGGCCUAAACAUCUGACGGCGAUAGAAGGAGAAUGCGACGUGGUUCUAAAGAGGGUUGCCGGUGCUCUGACUGUCACAGCAUUCAAGUGUAAAACAGAGGAAUCAACAGAGGACAUCUGUCUGGGCUGUCCCACUCUGCUCCCCUUGAAUCACACAUUGGCGCUGGACUUUGUCCAGGCCUCCCUGACCAAGCUCAACAACAGGUCUGAAAAUGUAACAUUCACCAUUCUGGAGGUUGGACGAAUAUCUUCACAGAUUGUGGCUGGUGGGCCAAAGUACGCUGCAGAAUAUGUUGUCAUUGAGGCUAACUGCAUCAACGAUACCUGCGUCACCCUAAAUGACUCCAUGGCUACACGUGGAAUUUGUUCUGCUGAAGGUUUGAGCAUUGACCCCACAGUAGACUGCAAGAUGUUUUCCACUCUGAUGCCAGUUUUAGAUGCAAACAGCACCGCAGUUCCAGAGCCGGCUUUGCCACCUCUACUUCAUGUUCACCUCGGCAGUUUGUCGCCCAAACACGGUCUGAGACACCACAAAUUGACGGCUCUCCAUGACCCUCAGCUGAGCGGCCUUUUGUCUGCAGAAUCAGCAGAGUCAGCUGAGGUGGUACCCGUCGCCCCUGCUGUGACUGCUGCUGCGACUAUUGCUGCUGCGACUACUGCUGCCGCACUGGCUGAUCCUGCACAAACUGCUGCCACACUGGCUGAUCCUGCACAAACUGCUGCAGAUAUUUCCUCAGCUUCAGAUGCCUCAGCAAGCGCUGAGAUCCCCAUCUCUGUGGUGAAGAGAGAUGUACCUGCCACCAUAGUUGAUGCCCCUGCAACUCAAAUGGGCCCAGUUUCUCUUGUGCCAGUGUGUCCAGGAAGAGUCAGGUUCUUCUAAGUGUUCAGGUCCCAAAGACUCAACUAUAGUAACUGAUUCAUGAGUAUAUGCUGUGGUAGGCAGAUGUAAAGCCAGUAAACUUAGAUCAAGAUGAUGCAAAAUCUGAAAUUAAAGACUUGUAUCUAAUGCUUCUGAAUAAAAUGUCAAACCAGA